Molecule: messenger RNA, 1191 nt
Organism: Eimeria acervulina
Lineage: Eukaryota; Apicomplexa; Conoidasida; Eucoccidiorida; Eimeriidae
Product: DNA repair protein, putative
Exons: 6
Coding region: 1-1191 (396 amino acids)
Biological process (GO): DNA recombinase assembly; chromosome organization involved in meiotic cell cycle; mitotic recombination
Cellular component (GO): condensed nuclear chromosome
Molecular function (GO): DNA strand exchange activity; ATP-dependent DNA damage sensor activity; ATP binding
Source: RefSeq, a predicted model, not a curated record
AUGAGCUCUACAGUGCAGGAGACCCGGCAGGCCCAAGAACAACAACUGCAAGAUGUGGGGGAAGACCUUCAGACAGGGCCUCUCAAACUUGAGCACUUGUUAGCCAAAGGGUUGACAAAGAAAGAUUUGGACCUGUUGAAAGAAGGCGGUUUGCACACCGUAGAAUGCGUAGCCUUCGCUCCUUUGAAGACGUUGCUGGCAAUCAAAGGAAUUAGCGAGCAGAAAGCAGCCAAGUUGAAGCAAGUCAGCAAAGAGUUGUGCAGCUUGGGCUUCUGCUCAGCGCAAGAGUACCUUGAGGCGCGAGCAAAUCUCAUUAAGUUCACCACAGGAAGUGUACAGCUCGAUUCGCUUCUUAAAGGAGGCAUCGAGACAGGCAAUUUGACGGAACUCUUCGGGGAAUUCAGAACUGGCAAAACACAACUCUGCCAUACACUCGCCGUGUCUUGUCAGUUGCCAGUCGAGCAAAGUGGGGGUGAAGGAAAGUGUUUGUGGAUUGACACGGAAGGCACAUUUAGGCCCGAACGUAUCGUCUCGAUUGCGAAAAGAUUUGGCUUAGAUCCAGGCGACUGUCUGGAUAACAUAGCCUACGCCAGGGCCUACAACUGCGGUGAAACUUGUGUAAAGGGGAAGCAAGCGGCAGCCUUUGCAUGCACUGGAUUUGCUGGUUCGUGCGCUGGUUUCAUCCGCAUCUUCUUUCUUCAGUCCUUCCACCUGCAAUCCAAAGAGUCGACCCUCGUUCAUGAUAUCACAUCCCCUGAUCACCAGCUGGAGCUGCUGACGCAAGCAGGAGCAAUGAUGGCGGAGUCUCGCUUUGCCCUAUUGAUUGUUGACAGUGCCACAGGUUUAUACCGGUCCGAGUUCGCCGGACGUGGGGAGUUGGCCAGUAGACAAAUGCAUUUGUGCCGUUUUUUGCGUUGUUUGCAGCGCAUUGCAGACACUUAUGGUGUGGCGGUGGUUGUAAGCAACCAAGUUGUCGCCAAGGUGGACAACGGCCCUUCCCUCUUCAAUAGUAACGAAAAACUCCCCAUAGGGGGAAAUAUUAUGGCGCAUGCAAGCCAGACGAGGCUCUACCUGCGCAAGGGAAAGGGGGAAAGCCGCAUAUGCAAAAUCUAUGACAGUCCCAGCCUCCCCGAAGGCGAAGCUGUCUUCGCCAUCGGGGAGGGAGGCAUUGGGGACUAUGAAGACAGCUGA